AUGGAAGGCGCCAGGGGAAGAUGGGCUUCCUGCUUGGGUUUGGAAGCAAGUCUGGCCCGUGGUCAGACACUGGGUAUUAGCCAUUUUUCGGAAUUCCGUCGAACAAGGCCAAGUGCCAAGUCAGUGGCGACAUGCCAAGAUUAUUCCGCUGAAGAAACCAGACAAAGCCGACUACACCAUUGCAAAGGCAUGGAGACCUAUAUCUUUGUUGUCUACGCUUGGGAAGUUGCUUGA
Cordyceps fumosorosea ARSEF 2679 is the source of this 234-nucleotide messenger RNA. RefSeq lists its product as hypothetical. Lineage: Eukaryota; Fungi; Ascomycota; Sordariomycetes; Hypocreales; Cordycipitaceae. The coding region runs from base 1 to 234 and encodes 77 amino acids. The transcript has a single exon. The record is from RefSeq and is a predicted model, not a curated record.